CUCCCUUCUCCCAAUUUCCUGCCUUCCUAGUUUAACUUCCCAAGAAUUUCUUGCUAUUGGAAAAGUGGCCAUAAGAUAAUGGAUUUAGUUAGAACUAUCCAUCCAGCAAUGAAAUGGUGCUUUUGUUCUGCUAUAUUUCCAAUAUCACAACAAAGGGUCAUGAAUUAUGGUGGCAAUUGUAAUUAUAUGCAUAGGCAUGUGUUUUGUUUCCCAUUUUCAUCCUACCCUUUUCCUUGUUUGCUCAGAAAGUCCCAUGUAUCGACAGCUAAGAAGAAAAGCUCAGAGUCCGAACCAAUUCUUAAGCCUUCAAUCGUUGAAGAGGUGUCAGCUAAGGAUGAUGAUGAAGAAGAUGGGCUGUACUUCGAUGACUUGGAUGAUGAUGGCCUUGAUGAAGAUGAUGAUUAUCUAGAUGAUGAGUACAUUGAAGAAGAGGCUCGUGUUGGGGAUGGAUCUGGGGGAGGUGGAGUGUCUCUUGCUGGGACUUGGUGGGAUAAAACAGCAUUGGCAAUUGCCGAGGAAGUUGCUCUGUCAUUCGAUGGGGAACUAGGAAUAUAUGCUUUUAGGACCUUGUUGAAUUCCAUUAUUCAAAUAAGAAUAGAGAGACUCACAAACAAGUCUGGUUCUCCCAGCAUGCUAGAUAUUGAAGAUUUCACCUCAGCCUACAGGGAACGGCUGGAUGAAGCAGAGGUUGCAGGAUCUAUUCCUGAUAACAUUACUCUUGAGGUAUCUUCACCCGGUGUUGAAAGGGUUGUCUGUGUUCCUGAAGAUCUCGAACGUUUCAAGGAACAUCCAAUGUUUGUAAAGUAUGUCAGCGGUGUUACUGAAAGCGGUUCAACAUCUGAGCAUGAUGGCAUCUUCAGACUUAUCUCAUAUGAUCUUGAGACAAAAUCUUGCAUUUGGGGAAUAGCAGAUGUGAGGGUAAAUAGAGAAAAAGCAGGGAAAGGAAGGCCCCUUAGUAAAAAGCAGAGGGAAUGGAGGUUGGAAACAACCUUUGAUUCCCUACUUUUAGUUCGAUUUUAUUCUGAAAUCUGAACAUUUGCACCUCCAGCUUGGUCAUUUUUGCAGCAACUCUCUGUAUUUAGGCCCUAUGAAUUAUUACUUCAUUGGAUUGUAUUAUCAUAUCAGCUCUAGCCAAUAACAGUAAUGACAAUAAAUAAGUAGAAUCA
Coffea eugenioides is the source of this 1166-nucleotide messenger RNA. RefSeq lists its product as uncharacterized. The coding region runs from base 79 to 1032 and encodes 317 amino acids. The transcript is spliced from 5 exons. Lineage: Eukaryota; Viridiplantae; Streptophyta; Magnoliopsida; Gentianales; Rubiaceae. The record is from RefSeq and is a predicted model, not a curated record.